CCAGUUUCAUGUAAACCCGGUUCAUGUGCUUCACGACCGGCAGUGAGUCGGAUUCGUGAGGACGGUGGAUCGGUUCUCCGUCACGUUUCUACCGGUUCUUAACGAUCAUUGACGAAAACUAACCCGAGUGACGUCACGGGACCCGGUUACGCCUCCGGUCAGCGGUGAACGUGAAACCACCGGAGGCGCGUGUUGUAGCGGCCGAGCUGCGGGACGUGAGUUCCGGGUGUGACUCGUCCGAACCCCCCGGCAGAGGAAGGUCACCUGAGGUCAGGACGUUCUGAGGUGAUGAUGUCACUGCUGCGGUGCAUUGUGGGUGGGCUGCGUCUCUCUCGUGUCCAGAAGACGUCUCUGACCUCAGUGAGUCUCCUCCUCUUCCUCCGACCGCGUAGACGUCCUCCUCUUCCUCCUCUUCGUCAGUUCCGGUCCGUGCGCGGCAGCGACUCGUCCGGUUCUGCAGCUCGAAUGAAGCUGAGAAAUCGUCUGUUGGUGACGUUAAUGUUCGGCGGCGGCGUCCUCGCCGCCUGGUGGUACGUGUAUGUGGAGAAGCAGCAGAAGUUGCGGCGGCAGCGGGUCGAGCAGCUGCAGAAGGUGGCGCUGGGUCAGGGGAACUACAGCCUCCUGGACCACAGGGGGCAGCGCAGGACCAAGCAGGACUUCCUGGGCAGCUGGGUGCUGCUGUACUUCGGCUUCACGCACUGUCCCGACAUCUGCCCCGAGGAGCUGGACAAGCUGAGCGCCGCGGUGUUGGCUCUGGACCGCGACACAUCGCUGCCGCCGGUGCAGCCCCUCUUCAUCACCGUGGACCCAGACAGGGACGACGUGGCGGCGCUGGCCCAGUACGUGAAAGACUUCCACCCCCGUCUGAUCGGACUGACGGGGACGUCGGAGGAGGUGAAAGAGGCGGGGCGAGACUACAGAGUGUAUGCCAGCGCCGGGGCCAAAGACGAAGACGGGGACUACAUCGUAGACCACACGGUCCUGAUCUACCUGAUCAGCCCCGACGGACUGUUUCUGGAUUACUACAACAGAACCAAGGACCAGGACCAGCUCACAGAGAGCGUCCGGAACCACAUCAAGAACCACAUCAUGAUCUGAGAAGCUCAGUCCAGAGACGAAUCCAGAGACCAGGACCAGGACACAGUCUGCUCCCAACUGUCCAGACCUCCAAUCGGACUCUGUCAUCGUCUAAUAAAUAAGACAAAAGACGUUUCUCGGACGAAAAUGUCCCAAAAAAAAAGUGUUAUUUGUGAAAUAUCAAAAUUCUGUGGUUUCUAUAAAAGUCUGUGAUAACAAACUGAGCAUGUUUCAAACUGAAGUCGGAGGAUUUUCUCCAGUAACAUUAGAUGUUGCGGGCUGCUCUUACAUUUUUUAUUGUUUAGGAAAUGAGAAUAUUGACAGAAACAAACAGUUCAGGAGUCACAAAUAUAAAACUGAAAAUAUUUGAAGCAAACAGUCAAAUAUUUCUAGUCUCUUUGAUUCCUGAACUUGACGGUCAGAAGUUUAAUCUUUGGUUCAAAGAAACAACUAAAACAUUCUUGAUUAUGAAUCCUCGACAUGAUUAUGAUUAUUAAUAAACAUUAAAGUGAGAUCA
Scophthalmus maximus (turbot) is the source of this 1594-nucleotide messenger RNA. RefSeq names its product protein SCO2 homolog, mitochondrial (gene sco2). The transcript is spliced from 2 exons. Gene Ontology annotation, biological process: intracellular copper ion homeostasis; mitochondrial respiratory chain complex IV assembly. Gene Ontology annotation, cellular component: mitochondrial inner membrane. The coding region runs from base 289 to 1098 and encodes 269 amino acids. The record is from RefSeq and is a predicted model, not a curated record. Gene Ontology annotation, molecular function: copper ion binding; copper chaperone activity. NCBI's taxonomy places the organism in Eukaryota, Metazoa, Chordata, Actinopteri, Pleuronectiformes, Scophthalmidae.